AGGAUGCCAUUACCAUAAAUAAAAAGAAAUCGAGAGUGCCGUUUAUCUUGGACUUAAUUACGAUGGGGUUCUAACAGUACAGCUUUACAGCUAUUCAGGAAUGAUAAGGAUACGUAUCUUGAUCAUUACCGUUAUGGUCGUUUUGUUCAUGGAAAGUGUCGCAGAUGAUUAUCAUGGAUGGGAAUAUGUAAAGACAGAUACAAUGAUACCACACGAUCUAGAAUCCUACCCUCUUCAUCUCAAGACAGUCUCUAAAAUAAAGGACGGAGAUAGCAUUAGUGUGCUUAUCGAUCAAAAAUAUGACAUUGUUUUGACAUUAUCCUUCAUGCCUCUUCACGUUCGAAUUUUCAUGUUUAAUUCUCAUUUGUGUGCAUCCAUGAACGGGGACCAUUAUUUAGAUACCACACUAGGUGGUGAUUUUAUAACUAACACCACCGAGAAUAUCUGGUCAAUACGAAAGACAAACAUUUCACUAGACUUAGAUGUGAAUAGCAUAACAUUGUUGCAAUACAAUUUCUCGAAGAUCGAACAGGAGUGUAUAAGUCUACGGUCGAUAAAUGUUCUUUGGAUUUAUCUCACGUCGUCUGAAAAAUCGUUUCCAUGGAUCCCAACCACUGUUGUUGGACUGCAGUACAAACCCCACAUUAGAGAUUACUCCGAUUGUCAGGUGAAAGAAGUAGGCAAUCCUCCAUACUUGAAAUUGGCAUGCAAAUAUGACAACACUACCUGGUUCCGCUGCCCCUUCACUCAUAACUACUAUACAGUCGGCGAUAAAAGCGACAGUGGUUGUGUUUCAACGGAUUUUGACUCAGCAUGUCCAAGGGACACACAUUUUUAUCAAGCAUGUGGACACAGUGAUUGUACUGGAUAUCAAGUACUGGAGCAUUCGACACUCUUCUGUUCAACGUAUGUAUGCGAUAUCAGAAACCGUUCAUCAGUAUACCAACAACCUCAAGCAGGUAAAUUUUACGAGGCCACAUUUUCUUGCAAUGGGAAAUAUGAUUGCCUCAAUACUAAAGUAGAUGAGCAGUUAGAUUGUCGGUUUGAUGAGGAAGAUCAGUAUCAGUGCAAGGACAACUCUAGUUUAAGAACUAGGAAGAAACUAGCAGCCUCAAAGACGUGUGACAACAAAUGCAACUGUUUCGAUUGUGACGAUGAAGCUCAUUGUAAUGGUUUUCACUAUGGAGUUGAAUGUGAAUUGAAGGACGAAGGUUCUUGGGGUAACUACGAUGGUGGAAGUUAUGCAGCCCCAGCAAAUAUUUGCGAUGGUUAUGAACAUUGCACUGACGGAAGCGACGAAAAAAAUUGUUCUCAAUCAAAUAAGACUUGCCAUGACGGUUGGCAAGGCGAUGUUCGUUACUUGAAGGAUAACCAAAUCUGUGCAGUUCCCCGUGGUUUAGGGGUCUGUGGAGAUGGUAAAGACCAAGUAAACUGUCCAGACCCUCAUAAAAUAGCUAUGUCUUGCUUAUUGGCAGGAUCUCCCACUAACAUUUCAAUAUUUGCUGUCUGCAAAGACUACCCGUUAUGUGACGAUGACUAUAACAACAAUUGUCUAGAACCAGAGGGAGGGUGUUCUGUCCACAAGAGCUUUCUCUGUGAUGGAAUAGCAGACUGUCCAGGAGGUUCUGAUGAGAGUGAAGUAUACUGCUCUCACAUGUCCAGUUUCAACUGUACAAGAAGAGUAGCCAGAUUUGAAGCAAAGGGCAACAAAAUCAUCCACCCCUUUCCUUUAAGCUGGGUGAAUGAUAAUGAAAUAGAUUGUAUGGACGGCAAGGAUGAGGACGAUAUUUAUUGGAAUGUGUGUGAGUUCGGAUCGAUUGAACUGUUUAUCGAAAAAGAAAGUCGCUGCAUGGAUGUAAAGAAAUGUAGAGAGCAAGAAGAGGGGUUUAUAAGUGUAAAGAACCUGUGUGAUAGAGUUGAAAGCUGUGGGGGAGAGAACGAUUUAUGUGGAGUCUCUAGAGGCAUUCAAACAACUUGGAACACUCUCAUCGAACAAAAGGCUGCGGACACAAAAGUAGUAUCGUAUUGUUUGAAGGGGUUGAUGAAUCUUCAACGCUCUGCAAGCUUCUGCCUCGUGAGAGGGGUACCAUCUCCAAACGCAGGGGACACUGCACAAUUUGUGAGAAAAGGCGGCAAGUUAAAUUUACCGAACAGCAAGUUUGACUGCAGGUUCGUAUACGGUGAAAUGUAUGUUUAUCUGGCUUGUUCCAACUCCUGCUUAGCAUCCUCCACACCGUGUCCUUUGAGGACAAUUCCUUCUGACACUUGUGUCAACAAGAUGAAAGAAAGAGUCUUCACAGUUACUGACUCCAACAAUCUUACAGUUUCUCUGAGAAAACUGAGGGAGUACCACAAUGAAAUUUACCCGUGUGACAAUAAAAACUGUGUGCUGUACAACAAAGUUUGCAACCUAGUUGAUGAUUGUGGGGAUGUAAGUGAUGAAGUUAACUGCACUAAUCACUUCUACUGCCCAGGAUAUAAAGAGUACAUACCGCUUACCUCCAAAUGUGAUGGUCAGGUUGAUUGCAGAGAUUUCUACGACGAGUGUAACCAUGACUGUGUCACUACACAGAGAGUUGUCCGCUCAUCAAAGAAUACCUCGAGAAACGACACCACCCAACACACAAGGGACAUCCAGUUGAAAAUCAGUGCCAUAAUCUUUACUGACUUUAUGUGCUGGAUACCCCUGACCGUCGUUUGCUUCCUGCACUACGGAGAUAUCAUCAACGCCACCAAAUGGUAUCCCUACUUCUCAAUCGCACUGCUACCGAUAAAUUCCGUAAUAAACCCACUGCUUUAUAACGGGGAUCUAGUAAAGAUGUUGAUUGGUCCUGUCAGAGUUUUAAACAGAUAUAGGCAGGAAACGAAGGCUAGAUGGACAACUAGAUGA
Molecule: messenger RNA, 2890 nt
Organism: Bolinopsis microptera
Lineage: Eukaryota; Metazoa; Ctenophora; Tentaculata; Lobata; Bolinopsidae
Product: low-density lipoprotein receptor-related protein 1B-like
Exons: 4
Coding region: 101-2890 (929 amino acids)
Cellular component (GO): plasma membrane
Molecular function (GO): protein binding
Source: RefSeq, a predicted model, not a curated record